AUGGUGCCACCAGAGCUAGAAUUCAACAAGUAUCUCGGAAAGGGUUCAUACGGUUCGGUGAGUCUUUUCAAGUAUUCGAAACCACGCACGACUCUCUACACCGCGGUGAUGACUUGCAACUAUAAAAACGCUGAGUCUCUCGAGAAAGAGUUUGGAAUCUUGUCUGAAUUCAAGGGUUGUUCGAGAAUUGUCCAGUGCUAUGAAAACAGAGUUAUAGAGAAUCUGGACGUUGAGGGUAACAAAGAGUAUAUGAUGCUAAUGGAGUACGCAGCUGGAGGAAGCUUGAGGACUUUCAUGAAACGUUCCGAAGACAAGAAAUUGCCUGAUCCUUUGAUAAGAGAGUUUACUCGAAUGAUCCUCGAAGGCUUAGCCACAAUUCACGGACAGGGCUAUGUCCACUGCGAUCUCAAACCCGAUAACAUCCUCGUUUUCCCAAGAUGUGUCUACAAGAAGAGAGCAUGGAGAUCGUCUUACGAAUUGAAGAUUUCUGAUUUUGGAUUGUCGAAAAGAGAUGGAGACAGUAAGUGGUGGCAUCCUCAUCGUCCGUUUGUGGGAACUGCGAUCUACAUGUCGCCGGGAUCGGUUUCUCACGGCGAGACAGGGAGAGGACUUGAUUUAUGGUCAUUAGGAUGUGUGGUGUUGGAGAUGUACACUGGAAAGAAACCAUGGUGGCAUAAUAACUAUGACUUGAAGGAUCUCAAGAACUGGUACGCGCCAAUGAUUCCGAGUGAUCUUCCUUGCGAUGCAAAACACUUUAUUAUGGCUUGCUUUGCGUUAAAUACAAACGAGAGAAGAGACGCAUUGACAUUGUUGGAGCAUAGCUUCUUGCGUGGGGUGGUUAAUAAGAUCACAAAGCCUCAUGUGAAGAAUGAGAAUCCGAAAGAAAUUGCACUGGCAUUGGGGAGAGUUGUGAGGAGACCAUCAAAAGUUCUUACGUCCAUUUUCAAAAGAGCCGGAGAGUUGAUGAAGAUCAUCAAGAAGCAGCCAAGAGCACCGAGAUCCAAUUUGCUUCCUGUUCACAUUUGUCACUUAGCACAACCAUCUCAAAAGAUUUGUUUUUUCAUUUAUUGUUCUCUUUGUGUUGUGUUUAUUAUCUUAACGGUAGUUUGUAUGUUUCGUUGA
Messenger RNA from Arabidopsis thaliana (thale cress), 1122 nucleotides. RefSeq names its product Protein kinase superfamily protein. The transcript has a single exon. NCBI's taxonomy places the organism in Eukaryota, Viridiplantae, Streptophyta, Magnoliopsida, Brassicales, Brassicaceae. Gene Ontology annotation, molecular function: protein kinase activity; ATP binding; kinase activity. The coding region runs from base 1 to 1122 and encodes 373 amino acids. The record is from RefSeq and is marked reviewed.